UGAUUUUUUUUUCUUUUUUGUAAUUCAGGUAAUAAUUUAUUUUAUUGAUCACAAAACAGACCAUAUUCGAUUUCGUCCGAUCUCACCAGGAGCGCGAGAGAGAGGUGUUCGCCACGAUGGUAAGUUCAUCGAGUUCAUGGGCGCGAGCUUUGCUUCAGAUCUCUCCGUACACCUUCUCCGCCAUUGGAAUCGCCAUAUCUAUAGGUGUAUCUGUCCUCGGCGCCGCCUGGGGAAUAUAUAUAACUGGUAGUAGUUUAAUUGGUGCUGCCAUCAAAGCUCCUCGCAUUACCUCCAAAAACCUAAUCAGUGUAAUUUUCUGUGAGGCUGUUGCCAUAUAUGGGGUCAUUGUGGCUAUCAUUCUUCAGACAAAGCUAGACAGUGUGCCUUCGUCCAAGAUUUAUGACCCAGAGUCCCUCAGAGCAGGCUAUGCUAUAUUUGCAUCUGGAAUCAUUGUGGGUUUUGCAAAUCUUGUCUGUGGGCUAUGUGUUGGAAUAAUCGGAAGCAGUUGUGCUCUGUCGGACGCACAAAACUCGACUCUUUUUGUCAAGAUCCUUGUUAUCGAGAUCUUCGGGAGUGCACUCGGACUAUUUGGUGUCAUCGUGGGCAUCAUUAUGUCUGCUCAAGCAACUUGGCCUAUCAAAUAGUCACUCCAUGCAGUAAACUCUAGGCCGAGUAUCGGGUGUCUUUACUGCUUAAUAUAUUUCUUUCUUCUUGUAGUUUAUGUUCCGUAUUUCUAUAUUUUUGUUGCUCUUAUGUGACCUAGAAGUAACGAGAUUUGGUGAAAAACAAAGAGAAACCAAAAUGCCAAAAAAUAUUCCACUUGGGCUCUGUAUGUAGUUUGUUUCCUAUUAAUAAAUAAUUCCCAUUUGAGUUCCGUGGUA
Messenger RNA from Salvia miltiorrhiza (redroot sage), 881 nucleotides. Its product is annotated as V-type proton ATPase subunit c''2-like. Gene Ontology annotation, molecular function: proton-transporting ATPase activity, rotational mechanism. The record is from RefSeq and is a predicted model, not a curated record. NCBI's taxonomy places the organism in Eukaryota, Viridiplantae, Streptophyta, Magnoliopsida, Lamiales, Lamiaceae. The transcript has 4 exons. The coding region runs from base 117 to 644 and encodes 175 amino acids. Gene Ontology annotation, biological process: proton transmembrane transport. Gene Ontology annotation, cellular component: proton-transporting V-type ATPase, V0 domain.